AUGUCAGCGAAGUCACCCUCCGUUUAUGGCGCAAUUCCCACCACCUCCGCCAGCCCCACACCCACCUCCAAUAUCAGACGCCCGCCACCACUACCACCACCGUCCGAUUUCUUCUCACGCGCCAAAGCCAAGAUUGCCACGGCCCGCCCCUGGAAAGAGCUUCUCGAUCCCACCUCCUUCUCCCUCCCGUACAGCUAUUCGGAAGCCAUGUCUCGUAUUCGCCGAAACUUGGGUUAUUUCCAAGUCAACUACGCAAUGCCUCAUAUACCACCCUUUUUCCAUGAUUGUCUUCUUGAUAGUUUUCAUAGCCUGGUUCUCUUGUACUUCUUUCGCGAGGAACCCCUUGUGUUGUUUGGUAGGAUCGUAGAUGAUAAAGUUGUUUUGGGUGUGCUGGGUUUGGUUACUGUGAUUGCUUUGGUGUUCACUCACGUUGGAUUGAAUGUCUUGGGUAUAGAGGACUUGUUCUUGGAUGAGAAUGAGGUAGCUGAAGGUGGGUUGCUUUCGUUUGUUAGUGGCGAGCCAAUGCGACCGGCUUAUACUCGGUUGAAUUGA
Molecule: messenger RNA, 552 nt
Organism: Ilex paraguariensis (yerba mate)
Lineage: Eukaryota; Viridiplantae; Streptophyta; Magnoliopsida; Aquifoliales; Aquifoliaceae
Source: the annotation of a GenBank genome assembly